ACUUGGUCCCUCCUCCACAGUAUCUGAGUUGAUGAUCUAUUUCAUACGUGCAGAAUAGAAUUAUCUAUGUUAAUUUCUCAAAGAUUUGCUUGCUUUAUUCUAUAAUUUGUGAGUUUGAGUUGAUACAAUAUACCAUAUUUGAUAAUCGUUUGCCCUAAGCCCUACGGUUUUAUCAGCACAUUAGCCAGAAUUUCAUGCUAGUAAGAUUUUCUGAAAACUUUGUGACACUGGUCACUGAAAUUACUGCAGCAGUGCAACGUAGCACAAAUGGAUGACAAUAAUAGUUAAUCCUGGUCGUUUUAGUAACAGCUCUGUGAUCUGAAUAUAUAUUACGAGACGUAUUGGAAGAUUCCGAAUUUCCGAUACACUUUAGUGGGUAUUUUCAACUACUACGGGCCAUUUUUUAAUGAAAUAAGAAGUUCAUCGAACCAGUCAAAUAAUGAGCGACUUGAAUGCUUCAACGAAUACUCCUGCAUUUACAAAGCACCCCACCUGUACGAAAAACUGGUUUCAUACAAGUGCUAAAAAAUUCGAACACGAGUUCACGUGGAUAAUUAAAGAUUUCAAGUUACAAGUACCCAACAUGCGUAAUAGUCGAUUAAAGUCGUCCGCGUUUUCAGCUGCGAAUGAUUCUCGUGAGUGGGUUUUAGAACCCUGGAUCGGCGGCCAGCCGGACUCUAUAUUUCUUAAAUUAAAAAGGAUUCCAAUUGAGACUAACUCCAGCUCAAUAUCAGGCAGUUUUAUUGCUUCACUUAUAAACUCCGAACAUCAGAAGUGCAAUAGUUUUCAAUUCCAGUUUUCUACGGGUGAUCAAAAUCAUCUCGACAACAUGUGGUGCGAACGAUUUAUUAAAUGCAGUGAUUUGACAAACGAAUUAUUACCCGAAGGCGAGUUGAGGAUUUAUUUCAAAAUUGCCUACAUUAUCGAUACAAUCACUCUCUCGAAUCAUUUUCCACUAGAAUUAGUCGAUGGAUCCAACCCCGUGCAUGACUUCGAAAAAUUAUUCAACGAUGAUGAUAGCAGCGAUGUUAUAAUCGACGUUAACGGAAAGAAAUACCCAGCUCAUAAAAUUAUCCUGGCAGCUCGUAGUCCAGUAUUCAAAGCCAUGUUCAAACACGAUAUGAAAGAAAGCCGACAAAACUGUGUUGAAAUUAAAGAUACCGACGAGAAAAUUUUCCAAGAGAUAUUGCGGUAUAUUUACACUGGGAAAGUUGAGAAUUUGAACGAUAUAGCAUUAGAAUUGGUGCUCGUUGCAGAGAAAUAUGAUCUUGCGCCUUUGAAGAAUGCAUGUUUAAGUGCACUAGGUGCAUUGCUGUCAGUGGAAACUGUGGUAAAAAUUUUGGUUCUAGCUGAUUUAAAUGACGCACAAUGUUUGAAAGCUCAAGCUAUUGAAUAUAUUCGAGCGAACUUGAUCAAAGUCAUCAAAUCAGGAGGCUGGAAUGAUUUGUACUCUAAUCAAGGUUUGAUGAAGUGUUUACUAGAUUCAGAUGAUUGAAAUAUUAUUUGGCCUCAGCCAAUAUUAUGUAUUAUGAUUAUGAAUGAUAAAAUGAAUUUUCUUUGUACGGUGCAUAAUAUACCAAGUUUUCAGUAAUUUAAUUUCUUUUUAGUUUUUAAUUGAUUAAUUAAAGUAUCAAUUAUUUUUCGACUUUUUCAACCUAUAUUAUCAUAUCUAUUUUUAUUUAUUUUUAAAAAAAAAUAGUAAUUGAGUGAUUUCAAUGCAAGUGAUAUUAAAGUGUUCAUUUUGUAUCAUCUGUAAGUAUUUUGUGUAUUCGAGUAUUUGUUUAAUAAAAGAUACUUUAAAGUUA
Molecule: messenger RNA, 1805 nt
Organism: Planococcus citri (citrus mealybug)
Lineage: Eukaryota; Metazoa; Arthropoda; Insecta; Hemiptera; Pseudococcidae
Product: protein roadkill-like
Exons: 4
Coding region: 440-1495 (351 amino acids)
Biological process (GO): proteasome-mediated ubiquitin-dependent protein catabolic process; regulation of proteolysis
Cellular component (GO): cytoplasm
Molecular function (GO): ubiquitin protein ligase binding
Source: RefSeq, a predicted model, not a curated record